UCCCGCCUUUUUGUUCGUCAAACUGGUUAGCAGUCUGGCACACCUUUUCGACAAUUUAUAUCAGAAAAAUGAGGAAAAUUGAGCUCAGACAUGACGGAGCUAUUGAAAGAUGAACCGACAAGAGUUGGGUCUUGGUGUAAAAAGUAUCUUCUUGAAGGUCAACAACUUGACGAGAAACAUGCUGAAAAGAUUACAAACUUUCCUGUUAAUCCAACAUUUGCUGAUUACAUUCUUAUCAAGUAUCGAAAGUUUGUCGCUGUGUUGAUACCGUUUGUUUUCAUUCAUACAUUUUGGUGGGCGACAGCCAUCAAGCAUGACUUUUUCCAUUACUACCCAGAAUAUUGGCAUAUGCCUGUUACAAUGGUUGUUGGAGCACUCAUAUCUGGAAUGACUGCUGAAGGAGCUGGAGCUGUUGCUUUUCCCGUUAUGACUUUAGUUCUUCAUUUAGCACCGUCGAUUGCUAGAGAUUUUGCACUUAUGAUCCAGUCAAUUGGUAUGAUGGCUGCAUUCGUCUGUGUAAUAUUUAUGAAAGUAAAGUUUGAUGAACGAUCAGUUAUAUUUGGCAUCGCAGGAGCCAUACCAGGUUUCAUUUUCGGAGUCCAUUGCAUUGAUCCUCUCUUCACCGGAGCUCAAAAGAAAAUGCUCUUUGUUUCUAUUUGGACAUCAUUUGCAUUUGCUCUCGGAAUUUUGAAUGCUCAGAAAAAGCGACCGACAUUUGUUAAAAUUCCUGAAUUUUGUUUCUGGAAAGGUCUGCUUCUGUUUCUAACAGGUGUUGUUGGAGGAAUUUUUGAUGCAUUUGCUGGAAGUGGAAUUGAUAUUUGUAUGUUUUCAACGCUAACCCUUUUGUUCCGGGUUAGUGAGAAGACAGCGACACCUACAACAAUGAUAUUAAAAGGUGUUGUAUCAAUGUUCGGGUUUUACUACAGAGCUGUUCAAAUGGGUGAUAUAUCGGAAAUUGCAUGGAAAUAUUUUACAUGCACAAUACCAGUUGUUGCGACAAUGGCUCCCAUUGGCUCAUUUCUGGGAUCUCAUCUUCAUCGUCAAGUAAUUGCAGCUUUGAUUUACAUUCUUGAAGCAGCUUCGCUUGUUGGAUUCUUAUUGACCAAACCAACAUGGUUUCUUAUCAUCAUGUCAGUUGUCAUAAUUGGCUGUGGAUUUGUCUUUUUCUCAGUAAUGGCAAAAACUGGAGAAGUUCUAAUGAGAUACAUUGAUUCGAAUCAAGUGGAAGAUGAUGAGGAGAAGACGGAAAUCGAAACAGAGAUGGAAGUUCGAUUUACAUGACAAUAUGAACAAUUAAUAAGAUUUGUUUUGUAUUCAAUGUUGAAAAAAAUCAAUAAAGUUCAAAGCGAACCGUUUGAGUAGGAAUGGAUAUUGCGUAAACGACUUGUGAAUGUAAUCAUUUAAAUACUGACUUCGAAUCUGGGAAUCAUAAUUAAAUUUCUUCACUACUGCUGCUAUACAAAUGUCCAGCUCCACCUCCCCUUUUCUCUUUUGUUUUGUCACCAUCCAUCAUUUGUCACCAUUUUCCGAAUAUCUUUACAUGAAUCCACAUUUCCGUUUUCUAUGACACUCGUAGCACAAAAACGUCCAAAAAAAAAGUCCGAAUGACCUCGUUUUUGUUCCAUUUAUUUGCUGAUUUUUCACAAUUCCCCAGAUGAUUUUUUU
Caenorhabditis elegans is the source of this 1665-nucleotide messenger RNA. RefSeq names its product sulfite exporter TauE/SafE family protein (gene C15A11.7). The record is from RefSeq and is marked reviewed. The coding region runs from base 91 to 1281 and encodes 396 amino acids. The transcript is spliced from 8 exons. Lineage: Eukaryota; Metazoa; Nematoda; Chromadorea; Rhabditida; Rhabditidae. Gene Ontology annotation, cellular component: membrane.